AUGAGGGUGUUCGAAUUCGUGAAGACCGAGUUUCUGCGCGGCUUCACUCCUGAAGAGGAACCACCUGGGGCCGAGGCGGAAGAAGACGCGAGCGACGAUGAAUUGGCAUCUACCGAAAAUGCAUCACCAGCUGAUGCCUCUCACAUCGAGAACCAGCUGCGUGAGUAUCGAGAGGUGUGGACGAGUGGCGCACUGCCCAUUUCGCAGAUCCUCGUGGUGGCUAGACAGCGAAGGGGCUUCGCCGACUACGUGGACGAGUUCACCAGCGAGGUCAAGCGUACGCUCUUCGUGACGGGCCUUCAUCGCGACGUCGGCUGGCACCAGAUCUCCCAGUUCUUCGCUCGUGAAGUGCGCGCGGUCAAAUUCUACGCCGAGGAGGCCAAAGACGGGGAGACAGAAGCAUCGACACUCUGCGCCUUGGUGGAAUUCCACAGCAGCGACCUGCCGAUCCAGCGAUUCAGAACCAAGCUCGAAGAGGACUUCGGAUCGGACAUCACCGUCAAACAAGCAAAGGUUUGUAUCCGACAAGCGCUCGGUAUCGAGACCGAAGUGAUGACCAGAAGGGCGCGUCUGGCCGAGCAGAGAUUGGCCGAAAUCGAGGAACAGCUGCGCCAGUCCAUCCUUGACAGAUUCCAGCUGUCGUCGAGCCUGCAAGAGAUCACGGCCACCAAGACGAACCUGGAGCUGAAGACGGACAAGCUGACCGAGGAGAACAGCCGCUGCAAGGAGAAGCUGAUGCAGCGGAAGUGGGAGUCGGAGAUGCUCAGCAGGGCGUUCAACUCCACCAAGGCAAAACUGUCCGCCUGCACCGAGGCCUUUUCGCCUUCCACUUCGCCCUACUCGUCAUCUUCGUCGUCGUCUUCGUCAUCUUCGUCGUCGUCCAUGAUGAUGAUACCGCAUGGUGCCAGACCAUCCUACCACCACCGCCCGACGGCGCGUGAGAUUCUCGCCGACAUGGAGGCCCUCGAGGCCGAGAUCAACGAAGAGAAGAUGCAGAAGAAAGCCUUCAAAGAGGCGCAACGGUUUGCGCUGGAGCGAGAGAGCAAGAGCUUCGCACUGGCGCUGAUGGCCGCUCAGCACUGGCGCGAAUGGGCCAUGGCCAAAGCGAAGCGAAGGCAGGAGGAAGAACUGACACGCCAAUUUUUAGAAACGGAAAUGAAACUCAAGCAGCAGGCGAUCGAUGAGAAGGAGUACUCUUGCCCCAUCUGCUGCACCGACUACCCGAUCGAAGAAAUGUAUACUCUGGACAAAUGCUACCAUCGCUUUUGCUUCGAGUGUCUGGGCCGAUUUGUGUUGGUCAAGGUGCAGGAGGGCCAGACCCAGAAUAUGAAGUGUCCCGACCCCGACUGUAAAGAAUUCAUGACCCCCGCCGAGGUGCGACAUGUUGUAGAUGAAGAGACCUACAGCAAGUACGAGGAGUUCACGCUCGCGUCGGCGCUGAAUGCCAUGCCCGACAUCAGAUGGUGCCCCAAGCCCGACUGUAAAAACGCGAUGAUCGGCGGUGAGGAAAACCUCAUGAUGGUGUGUUCCAAUUCGGAGUGCCGCUUCAGCUUCUGUUACAAGUGCAAGGAGGAGUGGCACGCCGAUGCCACGUGCGAGCAGUACCAGCAGUGGCGAAGGGAGAACUCGGAGGCCGACGCCAAGUACGAUGAGUGGGUCAAGGCCAACGCCAAGAUGUGUCCCAACUGCCAGGCGCCAAUCGAGAAGAACGGUGGUUGUAACCACAUGACAUGCAAAAACUGUAAAUACGAGUUCUGUUGGCUCUGCAACGCCCAGUACAACAAAAACCAUUUCGGCAAGAUGCCCUGGAACUGUCGCCAGUUCAGUUGA
Acanthamoeba castellanii str. Neff is the source of this 1830-nucleotide messenger RNA. RefSeq names its product IBR domain containing protein. The transcript is spliced from 16 exons. NCBI's taxonomy places the organism in Eukaryota, Discosea, Longamoebia, Acanthamoebidae. The record is from RefSeq and is a predicted model, not a curated record. Bases 1 to 1830 code for a protein of 609 amino acids. Gene Ontology annotation, cellular component: cytoplasm; ubiquitin ligase complex. Gene Ontology annotation, molecular function: ubiquitin conjugating enzyme binding; nucleic acid binding; zinc ion binding. Gene Ontology annotation, biological process: protein polyubiquitination; positive regulation of proteasomal ubiquitin-dependent protein catabolic process; ubiquitin-dependent protein catabolic process.